This is a messenger RNA of Ahaetulla prasina, 5855 nucleotides long. RefSeq names its product C-type lectin domain family 4 member F-like. Gene Ontology annotation, biological process: biological process involved in interspecies interaction between organisms. Bases 3917 to 4723 code for a protein of 268 amino acids. Gene Ontology annotation, cellular component: external side of plasma membrane. Gene Ontology annotation, molecular function: carbohydrate binding. NCBI's taxonomy places the organism in Eukaryota, Metazoa, Chordata, Lepidosauria, Squamata, Colubridae. The record is from RefSeq and is a predicted model, not a curated record. The transcript has 7 exons.
CUUGAAGCCACCCUAGAUGUGAAAACAGUUUUGUUUUUCUCCAUCUGAAACAGUAAAAUAAUGAAAACACUCUUCUUGUCCUCGUGUCCUGGAAGAAAGGAAAAGUCAUGAGGCUGAUGUCAUGUAUAAGCUCUGCAAACCAAGGCCAGACCUUGUUCAACCGCCUCCUGAACACUGCUCAUGUUUUCAAGACACGCUGCCCAAAGUGACCCAAACUGGUCCCAAUUCAUAGCACCUACUGGCUGUGUGCCGGGUUCCUCCAGCUAGACUGACUAACUUAUGGGUCAGAGGUGGAUCUAAUCAAUGUAUUCAUUUAAUGCUGAGCAUCAUCUAGAUGCCAGCUCAAACUAUUCUGUCCAAGCCAUCAUAUAAAAGGACGCAGAUGCACCUUGUUGUGCAUUGUUGUAGGCAUCUCAGCAGCUUCUAGGCACCUGUGUACCUUGUUCUAGGCAUCACUUGGACCUUAUCCUCUCCAAUCAUCUGCAGACGGUCCUUCAAGAGACCAUGAUUGUGACAUCCCAGUAGAUACUGGAUCAUUUUCCAUUCUGCGAAGCAUGCCAGUGUCCACACAAUCCUUUGAUGUGAUCUUUUCAGCAAAAAAAUGGGGAGGGGACCCAAAGUUGCCCCACCAUGGUCUUUGGAAUUGAUGUUCAGGCUCUGGACGGCUGGUUCUAUUGGAACCUAAUGGUAGGUGAGGAAAAGGCAGGUAGGAGAGAAUGGGGGAGAGAAUGGGAGGUGGCCUAGGCAGAAGGUGAGCCACUGGCUGGCACAAGGGGUGGAGGACAUGCCACCAGCUGGCUUCCCUUCCUUCUAGGUUCCAGGAUACCCAAGGUGGUAAACCUACUCAUCAAUGCCAAUUAAGUUCUCAGUGCUCUAGAGAAGAAGGUAGAUGACACAGUAGACAGUCAAGCUCCUGAGAAGUCUCUUUCCUUUCAUUGAGUCGGCCAAUCCCUGGGUUCCCAGGAGAGCUGAGGACAAUAAGCGGAUGGCACAUCAGAUGGAACACACCUGGAGGCCUUCUGGAAGAGCCAUACCAAGCAUGGAAUGGAGCCUUUCUGAAGGCCUGCAAGGGAUCCUGUUUGGUGGCAAUGGAGGGAACACCAAGUCAGCCGGCUGCUUCUGUGGCCUCGUUCUGGACAGGAUAUGGCCCACUAUUGGGCUGUGGCCCUGGGACCCCUGGCCUAACCCAACGCCACAACCGGCCCCAUUCUUUUGUAUAACUCCCUCCCUCCCUUUUAUUUGCCACCCGUGUCAUAUCCAACGACUCUCAGCAGCUUACAAUAUAAAACCACCCAAAAAACUUGAAAUCAUCCAUUAUAAAAACACAGCAAAUAAAACCAUUAAACAAAACUAAGGAGACAAGAUGGGAAAGAAAGGAGCUGGACACAUGGGUGGGGUGGGGGUGGAGGUGGGUGAAGGGAGGUGGCAUAAUGCCUUGGAAAGGCCACACUUGGAAUCCUGCAUCCAGUUUUGGUCGCCACGAUGUAAAAAAGAUGUUGAGACUCUAGAAAGAGUGCAGAGAAGAGCAGCAAAGAUGAUUAGGGGACUGGAGGCUAAAACAUAUGAAGAACGGUUGCAGGAACUCGGUAUGUCUAGUUUAAUGAAAAGAAGGACUAGGGGAGACAUGAUAGCAAUAUUCCAAUAUCUCAGGGGCUGCCCCAAAGAAGGAGUCAAGCUAUUCUCUAAAGCACCUGAGGGCAGGAUAAGAAGCAAUGGGUGGAAACUAAUCAAGGAGAGAAGCAACUUAGAACUAAGGAGGAAUUUCCUGACAGUUAGAACAAUUAAUCAGUGGAACAACUUGCCUGCAGAAGUUGUAAAUGCUCCAACACUGGAAGUUUUUAAGAAAAUGUUGGAUAGCCAUUUGUCUGAAAUGGUGUAGGGUUUCCGCCUGGGCAGGGAGUUGGACUAGAAGGCCUCCAAGGUCCCUUCCAACUCUGAUAUUAUUAUUAUUUAAUUUUAAUUAACUACCUCCAGUAGAGAAGCUCCCCCAUUGGGUCCACUUCUUAAGAGCAUCAGCAGUGUCUGUAUUUGUAUGAACCAUUAGUCCCAACUGUUCAAUGCAAAUGGCUUAUUUGGUGAAUCUGAUAAGACAAGAACAUCUUUUAUGGGUCAGGUGCUGUAUGAGGGUGAAGGUUCAUUCUCUCAGCUUCUGGGUUGGUUUCUGAGCAUUUUGUUACCAGGCUACGUAACGUCUUCAGCAAAAUUUAGGGGACGUGAGUGUUGGUGCUCUUCUGCUCAUAAGGGCUACAUGUGGUCAGUAGCACCUCAUGAGGUCACGUCAGGUGAGAGUCUUGUGAUGGGUCAGAUGUGGGUCAGGUCAGGUGAGAGUCUUCUGAUGGGUCUUGUGAUGGAGAGGUCAUUGGGAGGGGAAGUGCUGGUUGGGGGAGUGGGGAGAUUGUGUGUCUUGGUUGAGGGUUGGUGCCGUCACUGGUUGGCCAUGCAGUUGAUUUGAAUUCUGAGGGGAUUGUAGGCUGGUUGUAGGUCGAUGUGUCUAUUGAUGGACUCUGGAUCUAUUUUGCAGAGAUGCCUCCUGGGGAGGGGGCUCAGCUCACUUUCCCAACCUGCAUGUUAUAGAAUGCUGUAAAAUGCAUAUCUCCACACAGCACCAGAUUUGGAGAAGUGACCCUGGCCUUCAUUGAAAAAAAGACACCCCUCCCUGCCAGAGCUAACUAGCUCCAACUGCUUCUUGGGGCAAUGGGGACCACACCAAAGAGGGGCUCAGUUAGAAUGGAACAGAAUUCUUUAUUGGCCAAGUGUGAUUGGACACACAAAGAAUUUGUCGUUGGUGCAUAAGCUCUCAGUGUACAUAAAAAGACAAGAUACGUUCAUCAAGAAUCAUAAGGUACAACACUUAAUGAUAGUCAUAGGGUACAAAUAAGCAAUCAGGGAACAAUAUCAAUAUCAAUAUAAAUCGUAAGGAUACAAGCAGUCAUACAGUCAUAAGUGGAAAGAGAUGGGUGGUGGGAAUGUUGAGAAGAUUAAUAGUAGUGCAGAUUCAGUAAAUAGUUUGACAGUCUUGAGGGAAUUAUUUGUUUAGCAGAGUGAUGGCCUUCGGGAAAAAACUGUUCUUGUGUCUAGUUGUUCUGGUGUGCAGUGCUCUAUAGCGUCCUUUUGGAGUUGAAACAGUUUAUGUCCAGGAUGUGAGGGGUCUGUAAAUAUUUUCCCAGCCCUCAUUUUGACUGAUGCAGUAUACAGGUCCUCAAUGGAAGGCAGGUUGGUAGCCACUGUUUUUUCUGCGGUUCUAAUGAUCCUCUGAAGUCUGUGUCUUUCUUGUUGGGCUGCAGAACCAAACCAGACCUUUAUAGAGGUGCAGGUGACAGACUCGCGUCAGACUCAGACAGACUCUGAUGUUGACCUUCUGUUGGGAAACGCCCAUCCAGGCAAAGAGGGAGGGAUCAAGUGGGGAGCCAGCCUAGAGUCCUUGCGCAGUCACAAGAGACUUCAGCCUGACCAUCCCGAGGUUCCAUGGAAACUAGUCUUGUUUGUUCCCAACGGAAGGCAGAUUCUCUGGGGUGAUUCCUGUACUAUAUAGGUGGGACACAAUAAAGCGGUCGACUGGAUCCUGUCGCCUGUGGAUCGGGUUACUUGCGCCUGACACGGGAUGCCUUCGCCCACGCCAGAGGAGCCAUGAGCCAAGCGGUGGUCUCCAUUUCUCAGGGCACGGCCCCCAUGAUGUCACAAUGCCACUUUCCCUUCCAUCGGCAGGUCUGCUGGCGGCUGUGAAUCUGGCGAGGGGCCCCAGCAGCCGACUAGCAGGCGGUUUGAGCCUUGGAGGAGGAGGAGGAGGAGAGAGGCACUUAAAGUGGCAACAGAAGGCAAGGAGGAAACGCUGAGGAGGAAUUUUGUAGGAGUUGAAAACGGGCACAAAGGAUGAGCAAGGGGACACCUUGAGUGGGAUCCAGAGUCUCCUAAAGCCAUGGGACCCAGGCCGGCCAAAAGCCAAGUUUCGAUCAUAGCUCCUGGAGGCGAGAAGAAAAGCCAGAUGAAUCCCUUCAGCCAGGUUUCCUCCACUGUCCUGUGGAUUCUUCUCGCCACCUCGGCCACCAUCUGCCUCGUGGUCCUGAUGAUAGUGAGCUACCUGUAUGCGGCCUUGGUCAACAAACCCCCCCAUCCGCUUGAGGAGUCGAUGAAGAAGCUGGGGAUAACCAUGGCAGUUGGCCUCAGAAGUCCAGACCUCAAACACGAAAACCCCCUGAAGGUUGCAGAGGAAGCCGUGAAGCUACCAGACCACAUAAAAGACUCCGGAAAGACCUUCGAGAGCCAGAAACUAAAGUACCACUCCCUCUUCAGGAAAAGUCAAAAGUCUGGGACGGAGUGGCGUCCUUUUGGGAAUGGCCUCUACUACGUAUCCCGGGGGAAAAAGACCUGGUACGAGGCAGAGAAUUUCUGCAUGUCCAGAGAGGCCCAUCUGACCUCCGUCCUAAGCUCCGAAGAGCAGAACUAUGUGACUUCGCAGCUCACUCAGCCGGCGUGGAUCGGCCUGACCGAUGGAGGACGAGGAAGGUGGGAAUGGACCGAUGGCUCCAGAUUAGUAGCCCAGUUCUGGUCUCAGGGCCAGCCCGGCCCCUCGGAGCACCUUGGAGACGGAGACCAAGGCUGCACAAUUAUCGUCCCGUCAUCCAAAGGACAGAACUGGAAGGACAUUGACUGCAAUCAGUUGAAUAGAUGGGUUUGCAAAGGAACUCUGGGUGCUGAAGAGCACAAAAUCCAUCAAACACAUUGACCAGAGCCAAUGAUGUGGACUCGGAAAAUUUUCACUGGGGGGGACAAACUCCAUCAGCUAUGCCCGAUCACGAAGAGGCCGUGAAUAUAAUCUUUUAUCCAAGUGUAAUUCGUCCAGUCGAGAGAGAUGGGAGAGAGGCCGAUCUUACGUGAUCUUUUAGGGUCAAGAGGUGGCCUUUUAUCAGAGCCCAGCAGGGCAGCAUUCACAUGGAUGUUGUAAUUUUGUCCUUGAGGCUGAUCCAAGCCUUGAAAAAGCCACAGAGUGAGUGGACAGGACACUUCUGGGUGAGCAAUCAGCUGUUAUCUCUGCCGAGAUGAUUUCCCCAAACAAUGCUGGGUGAUCUGGCUCAUCUGUCACCCCAUUGGUCGCCAGGGUGGAUUCAGCUGAUCUCGCUAGAUGCCCCCUUCCCACCUCACUGCUCCAUGUGCGUCUCCCCUCAAAGCUCUGCACUCAGGGGAAGAGGACGAUCACCCCAGAUUGAAGGGGUGUAAUGAUCUUCGGUCAGGGGGAAUGGAUAGCUGUGCCCCCCUUGCUAGAACCCGCAAAGAAGCAGAAAGCCCAGCACAUCCAGACAACAAGCAGGACACUUGAAAGGCUCAGAGAGUCAAGGUGUUAAUACAGACUUCUUGCUAGGAGAGUCAAAGGAUUAUGUGUUGUUGCACCAAUUUAAAAACAACCCCAAUAAGAAUAAAAUAGGAGAAGACACUGCCAGGAAAUUCCGGGACGCAGGCUGGAACAAGAGGUUGGAGAAGCAGGCUGGAGGAAGGAAGGGUCCGAUCACAUCCAUCUCUUUCCCAAGAGAACUUCCUGGAGGUAGCCAUAAAUCCCCCAGACGUCAAGCCCAGCUCUAAGAAAAUGAACUCAGCUUUCUGAUCUCAGCUUACCCAGAGACCCCAUAAUGCAGAACAAAGACUGUGCACCUCUAGAGAAGACUGCAAGAGGAAUGCUUUCCUUCCUUCCUUCCUUCCUUCCUUCCUUCCUUCCUUCCUUCCUUCCUUCCUUCCUUCCUUCCUUCCUUCCUUCCUCCCUCCCUCCCUCCCUCCCUCCCUCACUCUUAUUCCCAGUUUCUUCCUCUCAUUCGCAUCUUCCUUCCUUCCUCCCUCCCUUCCUCCCUCCCUCCCUCCCUCUUAUU